Molecule: messenger RNA, 2168 nt
Organism: Thalassophryne amazonica
Lineage: Eukaryota; Metazoa; Chordata; Actinopteri; Batrachoidiformes; Batrachoididae
Gene: prcp
Product: prolylcarboxypeptidase (angiotensinase C)
Exons: 9
Coding region: 164-1660 (498 amino acids)
Biological process (GO): angiogenesis involved in wound healing; proteolysis; negative regulation of systemic arterial blood pressure
Molecular function (GO): dipeptidyl-peptidase activity; serine-type exopeptidase activity
Source: RefSeq, a predicted model, not a curated record
CUUGUGGUAGCUGCUAGCUAGCUAACGUCACUUCAGUUAAAGUUUGCGAAAUGUUGAAGUGGCCGUGUGUCUGUGCCACACCUCCAAAGAUACUGCAGAGGAGUCAUGUGAAGCUUAGUUUUAGGUCUUGGUGAGGAGCAGGAAGAGACUGCUGACAGUAACAAUGCUGAAGGCUGUGAUUUUGGACAUGAUACCUCUCCUAACUCUCUUUCUGGGCUCUUUGCAUGUGAUCGCUUCUAAGUCACUUUUCUCCAGACACGCUGUUUUAAGUCACUCCAACGUGAACAUCAGUUAUGAAACCUUUUAUUUUGAGCAGAAGAUUGAUCAUUUUGGCUUCCUGGUGGAUGGCACCUUCAAACAAAGGUAUCUUGUGGCUGACAAACACUGGCAUCAACAAGGAGGUCCAAUUUUGUUCUACACCGGCAAUGAAGGAGAUAUCACCUGGUUCUGUAACAACACUGGCUUCAUGUGGGAAAUUGCAGAAGAACUGGGUGCCAUGCUAGUUUUUGCAGAGCAUCGUUACUAUGGAGAGUCACUGCCGUUUGGACAGGAAUCUUACAGUGAUACCAAACAUCUGAACUACCUGACCUCAGAACAGGCCUUGGCAGAUUUCGCAGUAUUGAUUGUGAAUCUGAAAAGUACAGUACCUGGAGCUCAGCAGAGUCCUGUCAUCGCUGUUGGAGGAUCGUAUGGAGGGAUGCUGGCUGCCUGGUUUAGGAUGAAAUACCCCAAUAUAGUUGUUGGAGCGCUCGCAUCCUCUGCACCAAUAUGGCAGUUCCCAGACAUGGUGAAGUGUGGUGAUUUCUUCAAAAUAGUAACACAGGACUUUUCCAGAAGUGGCCGUUACUGUGACGCAAACAUCAGAAGGUCAUGGAAGGCCAUCGAUAACAUUUCUUCCUCUGUGGCUGGUCUUCAGUGGCUGACAGAACAAUUCAGCUUGUGCACACCUCUUAAAGGCAAGAAUGCUGUUGGCAAGUUCAAAAACUGGCUUCAGGAGACAUGGGUGAACCUGGCCAUGGUGGACUACCCCUAUGAAGCAAGCUUUCUGCAACCCCUUCCUCAGUGGCCAAUCAAGGUGGUGUGCAAGUAUCUUGGUUUUGAUUCCACUGUGUCUGACUACCAGCUGCUUCUCGGCGUCUCCCAGGCAGCAAAGGUCUACUACAACUACACCGGGACCACCUCCUGUCUCAAUAUAUCUCAGACAGCAACCGGAAGCCUCGGCUUCAUCGGCUGGGCUUUUCAGGCUUGCACAGAGAUGGUGAUGCCUGUGUGCACUGAUGGCAUCCAGGACAUGUUUGAACCUGAAAAGUGGGACUUUCAGGCCUUUUCAGAUGAAUGUCAUGCAGCAUUUGGUGUCAGGCCUCGUGCUGACUGGGCUCGCACAGUCUAUGGGGGAAAGGACAUCACCUCUCAUAGCAACAUCAUCUUCAGUAAUGGAGGACUGGACCCUUGGUCAGCUGGUGGAGUGACAUCCAACAUAACCAGUUCUUUGGUGUACAUUAUGAUCCCUGAGGGAGCCCACCACCUGGACCUGCGCUACAGUAAUGACUACGACCCCCCAUCAGUCCGCGCAGCCCGCGCUUUGGAGGUGAAGCACUUUAAGGAGUGGAUCAUUGAGGCUAAAAAAGCAGCACAUAUCGCACAUACUCGUAGUGUCUAAAUGCAGCAAAGCCAUUAACUACCAGGGAUAUCUGUGAUACCUCACAUCAUCUUUAAUUUGUGUGAUAUAGUCUUUCAUGUGGUGCUUUCAGUCAUUUUAUCAAAGUUUGUUCCUUUUUAAAUCACUUUUAUGAUUUUUUUCUUGAAAGAAUGACUUUUUAAACAUUGUUCAUUUUUAUAAUCAGAUGUGAUAUUGUUAAUUAUUUAGCUAUGUGCAGUGAUGGGCAGUCACUUUAUGGUAUAAUGGGACACUUGGCAUGGAUGAACUUCACUUUGUUUAAAAAUGCAAAAUAAGAUUUCCAAAAUGGCUCAGAUUUACUGCUAUACCAAUCUAACAGUGUGAAUUCCCUGAAACAGACCCAAAGUAAUUCCACACAGUUGGGUCAAAGAGUGUUGCAUAGGUAAAACCGAUGUACUAUUUAAAACAAACAAACAAAAACAACAAAAAAACAUGGCUACAGUUUAAAGAAAAGCUAAUUGAUUUCAAAGAGUAGCUGCAAAUAAAGAAA